Molecule: messenger RNA, 3063 nt
Organism: Trematomus bernacchii (emerald rockcod)
Lineage: Eukaryota; Metazoa; Chordata; Actinopteri; Perciformes; Nototheniidae
Product: eosinophil peroxidase-like
Exons: 14
Coding region: 90-2741 (883 amino acids)
Biological process (GO): response to oxidative stress
Molecular function (GO): peroxidase activity; heme binding; protein binding
Source: RefSeq, a predicted model, not a curated record
UACAUGCAGCACACUUCUGAGAGUGGCUGAAGAUUUGCACCUCUUGCUUCACUGACUGGAUCAUAGGCCUAUUUGUCUUUUUUGCAGCAAUGAAGGGUUUUCUGUGCCUGUUGGCUGCAGGGCUUUACCUUAGCUCGCAAUGCCAGGUGAAUGCUGAAUCGCAUUUGAGCAGAGCUGAGAUUGAGAGAAUUGUGAUCGCAGCCAAGGCCAAUGUUGACUCAGCUUACGAAUACUCCAGACAAGUGAGCAUUGAACGCGUGAGGCGGAAUACGGUGAGUCCCUCAGACAUCCUGCGGACGUUGAAGCAGCCUGUUGGGCUGACCCGAAAUGCAGUGCGCGCCGCAGACUACAUGCAUUACGCCGUAGAGCUGAUCCAGAAGUCUUUGCACAGACGACGAAGACGCUCCAUCAAUGCCACAGAUCUGAUCACUGAGGAGACUCUGGGGGUCAUCGCUGAUCUGACAGGCUGCUCCCCCCGACAUCGGUCCCCUUCCUGCGGGGCGAGUUUCUAUUCGCCGUAUCGCACAGCAAGCAGCACCUGCAACAACCAGGAACACCUCCUUUUUGGCUCCGGCAAUACACCUUUCACCCGCUGGCUCCCUGCUGAGUACGAGGAUAGUACUUAUAAACCAAGAGGCUGGGAUAAUAAGACUAUCAACAAUCACUAUCUGCCAUUGGUAUUAGAAGUGUCCAACCGAAUUGUGGCAACAGGAAACGAUGAAGUGACAAGCGAUCCACUCUACACUUUCAUGGUAACCAUCUUUGGCCAGUGGACGGACCACGACCUGACCUUCACACCUCACUCGCCUGUUAUCCGCUCAUUCAACAAUGGGAUCGACUGUGACGAGAGCUGUGAACGCACAGAGCCCUGCUUCCCCCUUAAGAUUCCUAGCAACGACCAGCGUUUUGGCAAAGACGCAGAGUGCAUGCCUUUCUUCCGAUCGGCUGCAGGUUGUGGUUCUGGACAAACGGGCCACGUCUUUGGCUCCAGCACCACCCGUCAGCAGAUGAACGCUCUUACAGCUUUCAUUGAUGUAGGUCAGGUGUAUGGUUCAGAUCCUAGCAAAGCUCGCUCACUUCGGGAUUUCAGUUCAGAUCAUGGCCUGAUGAGGGUCAACAAAAUCCACAAUGACAACGGCCGUGAGCUCCUGCCCUUCACCGACAUGAUGUCCAACAUCUGUGCCAACCGAGCUCGCAUGACUAAUGAUGAAAAUGCAGAGGAGGUGCCCUGCUUUCAGGCUGGUGAUGAGCGUUCCAAUGAGAACAUUGCGUUGACCACUUUACACACUCUGUUUUUGCGUGAGCACAAUCGGCUGGCCCGUGCUCUGGAAAAGCUGAAUCCUCACUGGGACGGAGAAAGGCUCUACCAAGAGGCACGCAAAAUCAUGGGAGCAUAUUUGCAGGUUAUCACUUUCAGGGACUACUUGGCUCACAUUGUUGGUCCAGACUUCAUGGCCAAGCAGCUGUCCACCUACCCUGGUUAUGAUGACAGUGUUGACCCCAGCAUCUCUAAUGUGUUCGCUACUGCUGCUUACCGAUUUGCUCACCUGAUGAUUCCGCCUGUUAUGCCUCGUUUUAAUGAGCAAUUCAUUGAUCACCCCACAUACCCCAGCCCUAUGCUUCACAAAGCCUUCUUCACACCGUGGAGGAUCGUCUUUGAAGGUGGUCUGGACCCAGUCCUGAGGGGCCUUGUGGGUAGUAAGGCCAAGCUGAACACGCAGGAUCAAAUGAUGCCUGAAGAGCUAAGGGACAAGCUUUUCAAAUUCACCAACAAGUUGGCUUUGGAUCUGGCUGCCCUUAACAUGCAGAGAGGCAGAGACCAUGGAAUCUCUGGCUACAACAAAUGGCGCAAGUUCUGUGGGCUUUCACAGCCACGUAACCUGAUAGAGCUGGCUGAAGUGUUAAACAACACGGUUCUGGCCACCAAAUUUAUGGAUCUCUAUGGAACACCUGCAAACAUCGAUGUGUGGCUUGGAGGAGUGGCUGAGCCCUUUGUCCCUGGAGGAAGAGUGGGACCUCUCUUUGCCUGCCUGAUUGCCACUCAGUUUGAGAAGAUUCGCAAGGGAGACCGACUUUGGUGGGAGAACGAUGGAGUGUUCACUGAGGCCCAAAGGGAGUCACUGAAAAACACCUCUUUUGCCCGAAUCAUCUGUGACAAUACUGGUAUAACUGAAGUCCCAGAAAAACCCUUCCAGUACCGUCCUCGAGAAUCGGGUUACACCCCAUGUGCGAACAUCGAAGCUUUUGACCUCGAUGCAUGGAAGGAUGAUGGAUCUAACCAAAAUGGAUCCGCAGGACCCAGAGGGCGCCGUGGUCUGACCGGCCCUGCUGGACCCCCUGGAGCCCCCGGGCCUCCAGGCACCAUGUUUAAUUCUGCCUUCUCUAUGAGACUCGGUAACAUCCUCAAAGUCGGUGGACCCUUGAAAUUUUCCGAAGUCAUCUACAAUGGACAGAAAAGCUAUGACAGCAAUACUGGGUAUUUUACGUGUGAGUAUCGGGGUGUUUAUGAGUUUCAGUUUCACGCCACCAUUUACAACCGUGAGGCCACUGUGGAUCUGAUGCGCAAUGGAAAAAGGGUUCUGCACUCAUUCACCACCAGGCACAGCGGUUACAUCUCAGCAAGUGGCAGUAUGAUCAUCAAGCUUGAGAAGUGGGACAAGGUCUAUCUUGUGUCUGACUAUGGUGACAGCGGUCUGACCGCUGACAGUUCCUUCUCAGGGCAUUUUCUGUUUACUGAGUAAAAAAAUGUUCUUCAGCUGUAGACCCAUGACAUCCUAAAAUUACUGCAAAAAUGUGGUGCUAUAUGAAGCCCUUAAAUGUUGCCGAUGGAUGCACUUUCCAUUUUCUAUUGUGGUUUUACUGAAUUGCACCAAAAUCCAAGGCAGGACAAGCCUUACAUUUUCAGAUUUUACAUUUUCAGAGGUUCAAGUGAAGCAGAGCUGUCCUGAGAGUUAGUUGAAGUAAUUAUAGUGUUCUACUUAUAUCUAUAAAUGGAGAAAAAGCCCAGUUAUAGACAAAAUAACAUCUUCAUCAACAACUUUUUUUUUUGUGGCCCUACUGACC